Messenger RNA from Bemisia tabaci, 7447 nucleotides. The record is from RefSeq and is a predicted model, not a curated record. NCBI's taxonomy places the organism in Eukaryota, Metazoa, Arthropoda, Insecta, Hemiptera, Aleyrodidae.
AACGCAGUAACACCUCUAGCUCUGUGUUUAAGCCGAUAUCAUCAGCAAUAGUAGGCCCAACGGAGAAACUUAACAACAUCACAAAUAAUAGUGUUAGUAGCUCCAGCGCUGUUGAUAAAGCUGCUGUUGAACCAAGCUCUGCAGAUAAAGCUGUUCAAGAACUUGUUGAUAAAGCUGCGUCAGAACCAGUUGACAAAGCUCCUCCAGAAGUAGUGGACAAGGUUGUACAAGAAUUACCUCGUCCUGCUCAGGUUGUGCAAGUCAUUCCACCGAGGAAGGCCAACUCAGAUGGAGGGAAAAAUCUUGCGAAAGGUGUCUUGACAAGCCGUCUGUACGAUGCUGGACAUGACAUCCCAAACAUAGAGCUGUGUCCUGACUUAGGUGCCUCUUUACAAUUUUUAGUUUUAAUUAUGUCUGCUCCCACACAUGCUGAAGCCCGAAUGGCCAUCAGGCAGACUUGGGGUCACUACGCUCAGCGGAAAGACAUUGGGAUGAGUUUUGUUUUAGGCCGGGCAAAAACGCCCGAGCUAACUUCUUCCAUACAGUCGGAGUCUGAUUUGUAUGGGGAUAUCAUCGGGUCUAGGUUCAUGGACUCGUAUGACAAUCUCACUCUUAAAACCACCUCUAUGAUGGAAUGGGUAGAUAGCUACUGUCCAAAAGUGAAAUUCAUUUUGAAGACUGAUGAUGAUAUGUUCAUAAACAUUCCUAAAUUAAUUAGUUUUGUCGAAGCACGGAGUAAAUUCAAGCGAACAAUUUUUGGGAGGUUAGCAAAGAAAUGGCGACCCAUAAGAAAAGUAUCGAGUAAAUAUUAUGUAUCCACGCAGCAGUAUGCACCUCCCGUCUUCCCAGACUUCACAACAGGGCCAGCAUAUUUAUUAACGGGUGAUAUUGUUCAUGAAUUGUAUGUGAAAGCUUUAAAUAUGACAUAUCUUAAAUUAGAGGACGUUUUCACCACAGGCGUUGUUGCUCAAGCGAUCAAAGUGAAACGAGUCCAUGCAAAUGAGUUCCUCAACAAAAGAAUAGCAUUUAGUAUGUGUAACUUAAAAAAGUCUAUUAGUAUACAUAUGGUCAAGUAUCAUGAGCAAUUCGAUUUGUGGAAGAAGCUUCUUGAUGGCCGCCAGAAGUGUGGAUGAGUCACACAGAGAAUAGCCAACAAGAAUAUCAAACGAUCAACAUGAGGUCAUGAUGUGUGUUGUGUAGCCACUUUUAACGGCACCAUUUCAUGUCCCAUUCCUUUUAUUGUCUGUGAUUUUGUUUCGGGCGUAACCCGUGUCUCUUUGGGUAUCGAUUUUCUUAAGUGGGCUGCUCCGAAGGGACGGAGUAAAAAAUACACCCAAAUUCUACCAAAUUGAAUCUCUUUAAGGCAAGGGUGUGCCUUUCUUUAAUCCUAAUUUGUAAAUCACCUCUCAGAAGUUCAUUCAGAUGUAAAUUUUCUUAAAUUUCAAUCUUAACAGGUUGGUCAUCACUCAUUGUUAUCAAGCACAUAUCUGUACUUUCAGAUUGGUUAAAAGAUACAAGAGGCAUACAUAACGUUCUCUACUAGUAGAUGAGGAACUAUUAAAGCACCACAACAAGAGUCUGCUCAUCAAAAUCUCUGAUUCUUAGUGUACUUUCUGAUACACCAUACAGUAAUUAUCUACUAGUGUUGUCCCUUGGUUUUCCAUCUUCCAGAAGUAAAGAAAAUUCUGUCCCAGAAAAACCAGGAUUUUCAUCAAAUUUAAAUCAUUCAAGUUAUAAUAAUAUGCAUUUGAAAGGUAUGAAAUUUGUAAACGACAAACAAUGAACAACAAAAAAGUUGCACCCUUGCCUUGAAUGCUCUUCUUUUCUUUCCAAGAGACUUAGUGUAUAAAUUAUGUUUUAAGAUUUAUGAUUUACAAGUAGGUUUCGUCAAUGAAAGUUUUAGGUCUGAUAACGUGUAUUUGAAGAAUAUUUAGGAUUUAUACAAUUUUAAAGGCUGAUUCAAAAUUAGCCUCUGUUUCUAUUUGAAGCGGUCAUUUGGGUGCUAAAUUAAGGGAGAUCGAACAAAGUUUAGUUGAACUUUUAAUUCAAAGGUGUGUAGGCUUUUUUGUUUUUUUAAAUAAUUUUGCCAUUUUAAAAAAUUGAAUCUUUUCUUUUUGGUAUUGUUUGGCGGGUAAGUGAAUUUUUUUUGCACAAAAAACAUACCGUUGCACGAAGCACAAAAAAAAGACAUUCGUAUAUUUAUCUUAUAUUUUAGCUCUGGAAUUGGUUGCAGAACUCUCGUAAGUUUGAUUGUUGACUCAACCUCUGAUUGUUCCUAUGAAUAAGUUAGUUUAUGCAAAGAAUCAUAUCUAUAAAAUUGAAGAAUGAUUUCUCCAAGGUUUAAGCUUCAGUUCUGUAGUCCAUAUUGAAUGACUGCUAUGAAUGAUGAAAUGAAUUAUUGGUAUGAUCCAGUAUUAUACAAAAAGAUCUUGAUCUUAUUACAUUAUGGGAAACGUGCAAUAUAUUAUAUCAACAAACUAAGAAAAUCUAAUAUUUGAUAACUCUUUAAAUUUAGUUCUAACAUUAUUAUCGCAUAAUAACUGUUUUUAGAUAAUUUUUUUUUUUUUUUUUUUUUUUCUGGCCUUUAUAUUUAAAAUAAAGAAAGAAUAUUAGAUUUGCUUGUCAUGAAGGUAAUCAGUUAGAUUUAGUUUCUAUUACGUUCAUACAGCAACUGCAACUCAAAUUAAAGAGCACUCAAAAUUUGAAGGUCAUUCCUUAUAAAUAUUGAAAUUGUGAGAUUGUAAAAUAAGAAUAGCAAUGCUUUCUAUGAAAUGUAAAGUGUGCUCUGCAAGUAUGCGUUUCCUGUGGAUGCCACCUUAUUUAUUUAAAUGAUCAAAGUAUAAUUAAAAAAUCACAAGUAAAAAGCACAGAGUACAAUAGAGUCGCAAUGUACUGGAGCGCUGAUGAAGUCAAUCCAUGAAUGGGCCAUCAACCUCUUGUUCGACGGAAAGUGGGAACCAUCUGGGAACCGUUCGGCAUUUUUUAACCUGAGUGGUUUUUGGGAUUUAUUCAUUUGAAUCAAUCAUUAUUUCGGCGAAUUUUGGCAAAUUGUGUUCACCGAAGACACAAAAAAUUCAAAAAUGUACAAUGGUUUUUAUGAAAUAAAUUUUAUACCUGUAAUUUCUGAGGGAAGACUGGAGCUGGGACCCGCAUACGGCAUUGCCAGUCGCCGCACACUAGUCUCAGGAGUACUGGACAAAACAGCCUCAAAAAGUGACUUCUUCGGCGCUCCAGAACAUUGCGACUCUAUUGUACUCUAUGGUAAAAAAGUACCAAUUUGGUAUUUUUUUAAAGGUUUGUAAAGAGCCACAAGUUGUUAACCCUCUGUGUUUUGUAGAUGAUGAUGAACGGUAUAAGAACUAUAAGUUGCCUAAUCCUACGUUCCGCCAGUGGUGAGUCUCGAACCUCACCAGGAGCAGAAUUUAAAUUAAGACAAAUAUUUUUAGGAAGUCUGUGGUUUCCAUGGUUUCUUCUGGGACUUAAUUGUUUUCGGGUUUUUUUUUUCCAAAUUCAGUAGGAUGUGUCUAGAUUAAACCCUAGGCAUCUUUCAAGUGAGCUUCAAUGAAAAUUUCAGCCUUGUACCCUUUUAUUUCAAAAAAUCCCUUGCUCAGGUUAUUUUCAGGUUUGGAGGCUAGGAUGAAAAAAACCCACCCCCUGCCUGCUUAUUGAAGUGACUGAAAAAUAUCAUCGUCCUCUUUUAUUCAUCACCAGUGAUAUUGGCCUGUCACUCAAUACUUUUUCAAACUAUUUCAUCUGAAGUAAAUCAAGUAAAGUGAAAUUUCUCAGUAGAAAUAUAACAGCUCAAGCUUAACUUUUAAUGAUAAUGAUGAAAGUGUGAAAUAUAGGCAUUAAAUGUAGACAACGAAUGAUUCUCUGGUAAAAAUCAGCAAUAAUGGACCAUUUGAUUUGUCCAGUUCCUCAAGUGUCCUUUUUUUCUAGGGUUAAUGGCUUGUUCAUAGGGGCACCAUCAUGCAGCUUCUGAAAGAAUUUACGUCGAAGAAUGUUUCUAAUAUUAAAUUUUGCAAGAGAUUCUUUUCCAUUCUGAUAGGUCUAAAAUCAAAUGAAAUGUGUUAUGCAUGUUACUUGUUAUGAUUACUUCUUUCCCUAAAAUUUUUUUUACAAGUCGCAUCUAGAGGUGUACCUUUUUCAAGAAGUAAUCUUAUCAUUCUUUUUACUUUACAACUUGCAAUAAAUUUCAUUAAUUUCUGUUCAAUUCGCUCAAAUGAUAGCAAAUCAAACGAAGGAAGAAACGGGUCCAUGAUUGUUGUAGAAUUUCACUUUUAUUCUGAAUUUUUGACGUUUCAUCAGCGCCCUAGAAUCGGUGCUUUCUUUCAAUAUAUUUACUAUUACCAGACUCUGUAGCUUUUAGUAUUUCACACGUCAAUGGUGAAACUCCCAAAUGACGUAUCUUGGUUUGAGACGUUGCAAACUGCCUGUCAUACUUUACAGCAGCUUGUCUUUUUUUUUCUUUCUCUCUUUCUGCAUGUUCACUUUGAACAAGAUUCAAGCUUACCUGAGAAGUAUUACGGAUUGUAUAUCUGACUAAUUGUAAGUAUGUUCCUCAUUUUUAAAGAACAAACAGCUCAAUAUUCAGCGAUCAACCUGCACUUGUUGUUCUCAUUAUAUGUAGAAGAACCCCUUAGUUUGAGAUCUGAAACAAGUAGGUAAAAUUAGAGAAGCUGGAUUAAAUUAUCUGAAGACAUGAUUUUUUCCUAAAUAAUCACCAUAAUCACGAUCAUUCAAGCGCUGUUUGUUUUUAAUUACACAUUCAGCUCUGAGCUCUCCCGAUCAAUUUGAAAGUAAUCUCAACCACAAUCUCAAUUAUUUUAAGUAUCUUGAUUACUUCAUAUUUUUAUUUUUGUGCUCUUAUUAUCAAUCAGUAUUUGAAAAAUUUUGAGGGAGGCAUCUGAUUUUAGUUCUAUCUCUGAUAAACUCAGAAAUCUGAUUUUCCUAGCUCCAAUUUGGAAGGCUCCCCCAAAUUUUGCUACGUUUAAAAAUGUUCAAUCACUCACAAGCUUAGUUUAGCCUGAUAGUUAAUUAUUUUAAAAUACCGGACUAAGUUUCACAACAAAGGAGCUGUAAGUGUUGCAGUAAGUACCUACAUCCAAAGCCAGUUUGAUAGGUUCAAGUUGAAAAUCGGAAUUCAAAAGAUCAAUUGAGACGGAUUCAGUUGCAAGGAGCACUUAAUUGCCUAAUUUUCUCUGAAGCUCCAUUUUUCAAACAGAAAACUAAGCGACACUGAAAUUCAAAAUCCUCCACAAUUUAGGAUAAAUUCACUGAAAGUUUAAAGGCCUUACAUAGUUUAGUUCUCUGUUAAAAAGAAAAAAAAACUUGAGAAAAAUUAGACAACGUGAAAGGCAGUUAGGCUAACUCCGAACUCAUACAUGAUUUUAUUAAUGAUAAAUUUGAAGUUACGCGUUAAAUUAUACCCUGAAGAGGGAAGGGGCUAGACCCUCCAAAAGUUGUGAGUUUUUACUUUCGAUUCCGAUUUUAUUUAAAAUUGAAGUGAGUCUUAUAUACUCUAGAAACCAUUGUACACAGUGAAAAAUGCUGAAUUCACUUUGAAUUCAUGAUAAAAUGAAAAAUUCUCUCAUGCUUUGAUACUGUAUCAAGAGUAUUUAUUGGUAACGGUAUAAUUUUAAUCAAAGUCUCAUCGUAUCAAAUUAGUUACCUGUCUGUUUUUUUAGUUACUUAAUAUUUACUUAAAGAGAUCAAAAGUCAUGGCAGACUGACAAGAUGCUUUAUUGUGUGACAUGGUGUGUAUGAGUAGAAUAAUUAGCAUUAUUGCAAAUUUAAUCUGUAAAGGAGGUACUUUUUAGUUACUUAACUCUCCCAUGUUUGAUUCAUAAAACCAUUAUAAUUAUCAGCUAUACUAUUUCUUUUAUACUAAAGUUCUUCUCCACGCACAAGUUAUGACUUCAACCUCAUAAAUUACCUUGACUUGCGCAGCUGGCCAUUACAAACGCCAGCUUCAAUUUGUGCUUGGAGAAAAACCUCUAGUUUGAGCACGCACUCCACAAACAAAUUAAUGAACAAAUAAUGAGAGAAGUCACCUUUUUAAUUUAAAUUUGUAUUAAAACCUGAGUCUCUCUUCUAUCAUAAUCAUGUAUGGUUUUGUUACUUUGUUAAUUUACGCAGUACAAACUUUUACAGGAUCCAGUGCUAACAUCUCAAUUGAUUAAGAAUUCUAGUUUCUACUUAAUUGUAUGCAACUAUAUUUUAUAAGGUAUGUGCAGGGCGUUUUGAGAAAAACCUUAUAGCCACACAAUUCUUUCCUCUUUCACAUAAGGUUUUCAAUGAGUAGAUAGAGGCUUAAAAAAUUUCGAAAUUUCACAAACAAGAUGGAAUUAGAAGCACAGCUUUGUUUUUUAUGGGUUUGGAUUUAUCUCUCUUUAAGUAUUGACUCAGUUUUUGUGGAUCAUUGAAUAAUCUGUAUUUCGCUUAGUUAAGACAAAUAUUGCCAUUUACUGUUCUAUAAUAGCCUUUGUUUAAUCUAUCUAUUUAUUUAUUUAUUUUAUUUAUUAUCUAUUCUCUGUUUUAAAACUGUAAUUCACACCAUGAAUUGGAAAAACUCAUGUAUAAUGCAGCACUCCUCUUGGAAAUUAUUGAAUGGUGAAAGCUGCAAAAAAUUUUGAAUUUACAUGUUUUUAUCUUUAUCUGGACUUAUUCUUAUGUAGAGCAAUUUUUAUUUAGAGUUCAAUCGUUCUCAGAGCUCGUAAUCAUAUUAAUUUUCUGUGCAUAAUAAAAUCAAAACAAUUCUAAAGCAUUGGUAUGUUUUAUGAAGUUGCAAGUUUUUUGUGUCCAGAUUGAUAAUAAUAAUAAUAAUAAUAAUAAAAAAACCUUCCUAAUUUGCAUAAAAAAUGUUACAAUUUAAGUGAAUUGUCUGCAUAAAAGCAAUUUUAUUCUCAAAGAAAUAAGUUCAAAUGCAAUCAAUUUUAAAAAAAUGUUUAUCCAUUUACCAGAGGCUAUCAUGUUCGAAAAUUUAGUUAAUUCACUGUAAGACAUUUUUAUAAUUUAGUGUCACAAUAUCUAUAUUCAAAUAAGUUUCAAAGGAAAAAGACAAAAUAUGAUUUCCAUGAAGACAUUGUCAGGUCCUCUAUGACUGAAUAAAGCUGUCAGGGUCUAACCAAAAUUUACGGAGUAGGUUAGAGUGAGAAUUUGGUAAGGUAACAAGUAGAAAAUUCAAAUAAUUUUCUCCGUUUGAAGUAAUUAAUUUAUAGCAUUGUGUCUGAAUGUGCAACUUGAUCUGUUCAAAACAAUCAAGUAAGUUUUGAAUUGAUUUUGUUAUUUUUUAUAGUAUUUACUAAUGUUAUUUUUAUAUUGAUUUUGUAAAAUUUAUGUAAAUAUGUAUGAUAUCUACUCUAGUUCAGGCAUGUACACAAACUGUAAGUAAAUCGAAACCUGAAUAAAUUACUGUGAAAACAGAGAGAACUUUUACCAAUUACAA